CGUACUCAUUCCGUUACGACCAAAAGAUACCUAUGCUGAAAUUUGUUGCAGAAGAAUCAGUCUCUCUCUCUCUCUCUGGAAAAAUCACCGAUCAUCGAAAUCGGAGAAGCAAAAUUGGCGGUAACGAACAGCUUCCACUGCGCAAUUCCGUGUCCAAUUCUUCUUCCAUCUCCGUUUAAGCAUCUACAUUCCAAACAUGGCAGCGGAGAGGCACGCCUCUUCGCGCGCAACAUCAUCUCAAGACAACGCGAUGUUUCUUGAUAUACUGCAUGAGGCCCCGUUAUUUGGUCAUCGGAAGCCUGCAAGAACAAUUGGGAGCAUAAUUUAUUGUCUUGUUUUGGUUGGCUAUGCUGCUUUGGCUAUUGGAGCACCAUGGAUUUUUCAUCCUAUAAAGCACUUGGUUGAACCGUUGCUCUGCAGUUGUGAUGUUGUUCUGUUGAUGCUCACAGGUAUCUUUCAGCAGUAUCUAGUAUACCAAGUUCAUAAAAUUCGUUUGCAGGGUUAUUAUAGCUUUAGCCAGAAGUUAAAGCAUAUUGUUCGUCUACCUUUCGCAGUUACUGCAUAUGGAACUGCUGCCCUUUUACUCGUCAUCGUAUGGGAACCUCAAAUCAGUGCACUUUCGAUUCCCCUAAUUCUGAGGAUGAUUAUGUUAAUUGAAGCAGUAUGUGCUGGAUCGUUUAUGAUUAUAUAUAUCAGUUAUGUACAAAAGUACAAUUCAUUAAAUUCUCAGCCUGAUGUUUUGAAGUCAUUGUAUUCCCCACUUCAGCAAUCAACUUCUUUGGAAGAUCUAAGGUAUCAUGAUGUCGGACGACUUUCUGAUCAGCAAAUGGCUCUGUUGCAAUAUCAGCGAGAGAACCUUCAUUUUCUAAAUGAGGAGAUUCUUCGGUUGCAAGAGUGCUUAAGUAAAUAUGAACGGUCUAGCGAUGGAAGCACCCCUCAGGUUGACCUUGCCCAUAUGCUAGCUGCUCGUGACCAGGAAUUGAGGACACUUUCAGCUGAGAUGAAUCAGGUAACAUCAGAACUUAGGCUUGCUCGAUCUGUGAUAGCUGAGAGGGAUACCGAGAUUCAGAAAUUACUCAUCACCAACAAGCAGUAUGUAGAAGAAAAUGAAAGACUGAGAGCUAUUCUAGGAGAAUGGAGUACACGAGCUGCUAAGCUCGAGAGAGCGCUUGAAGGCGAGCGUUUAUCAAAUAAUGAAUUGCAAAGGAGGAUUUCAACACUAAAAAAGCAUCAGAGCAGCAGGGGAGUUGAUGCCUAACCGCCUUCCAUAGGGUAAAUUUAUUCUCCAUUGAAUAUUGAUUGAGCAGCAGACAGAUUAGACCGAGUUUUCUCCUGCAUUAUGGUCUCCAACAUUUGACCAAAUGCAGGAAGCAGCUGUAAAGGAACGAAGGUUCGUUUUUUCUUUCUUUCAAUCUUUCAAGAUCCUCUAGAUUUAUUUUAUUUUAUCUUAAAAUUUAUUGUAAAACUAGAUAAAUCAGGAAUGAACUAUUACAAUGUUAUUGGAUAAUCGUGUUGCCUUUUCAUAAGUGAGGUGAUGAAAUAGAAUAUGUGCUGAUUUUA
Molecule: messenger RNA, 1560 nt
Organism: Cucurbita pepo subsp. pepo (vegetable marrow)
Lineage: Eukaryota; Viridiplantae; Streptophyta; Magnoliopsida; Cucurbitales; Cucurbitaceae
Product: protein FIP1
Cellular component (GO): lysosomal membrane; late endosome
Source: RefSeq, a predicted model, not a curated record